AUGUCUUACCCAGAGAUCGAGGAGUUCGCCUCUGAAGAUAUCGGUUUCCAAUUGGCAACUGGUAAACAUGGUGUACAGCUCUUCAAGAAUCCCGUGGACUUCGAAAAUGUCGCCACCUCACCGUUACAUUUGCUCUCGGUGGGAAACACAAAGAAGAUAUACGCCGUUUCGAACACAACCCUGGUAGCGGUGGGCCAUUUGUUAGACUUGAACUCCCCAGACUCGAUCAGACUGAGUCUUCAUACCAUGGAUGUUCCCUCGCUCACAUGUCUCUCGCUCAAUAGCUCCAACGAUACCUUGUACGGAGUUUCUGCAUCGAAUGUAGUUUCGAUGCUUGUGGCGGACAUCGAAGCUGGCAACUCCAAAGUGACCCAAGUAACGGACUCGGGUGACGUGUCCACAAUGGCCGCCUCACCAUGCUCGCCCCUGCUGUACUUUUUCUUGAAAGUAGACAAGUCUCUCAUCAUUGUGCAUGGUGAAGAAUCAACUAUUCCAGCCAUCAAUGCUGCUGCAUGGAGUAUUCUGGGCACGACGGUGGGUGCAGUUACUGACUUUGAAUUCUCCGUAUUCGAUGUUCAUGGCAAGUUACUUGUCUCCCACGAAUUUUCCGAUGUGGAGCUUAAAGAUGUUUCGUGUGUGGAUUCGAACAAUUGGUUCAUUCUGGCCACUGAGUCCGAGGAAGACGUAUAUUACCUCGUCAAUGUGGAGCUGAACACUAUAAAAAACGUGUCUUCUGUUGCAUUAGCUCCUCCAUUCGGCGACGCUGAAAGAGCACAUUCUCUCUACUCCACAUCCCUAGUCAACUGGACUGCUGGAACUUCUUAUGCAUUUAUCACCUCGGCUUUGUCAACAGACAUUGCAACUGUGGAGUGUGGUAACGGUUCCAAACUCGUAACUCAGCUUAAUGAUACAGACCGUGCUGAGUUACCGAUGGACGACGAUUCAGGUGACGAUACAUUGCCUGUGGGUUUUGCUAUUGACGUAUCUGCCACAGAUCUCACUGUGAAGGAGCCGUGUCAGGGAGUGGAAGAAGCUGUGGGUGUGUUACCUAGAUUAUUGUGUUUGAAUAAUUUGGGUAACUUGCUCAUCUGGUAUGUGUUUGACACCACUGGUGUCAAAAAGGGCACUGUCAGUCUCACAAGAGCACUUGAAGCAAUCACCCCUGCGCAAUCAAAAACGUCGUCGUCAGAGGCAAGUGAAGAAAAAAAUUCUGAAAUAACCAGCACAGCAAAGGAAGAACCAAAACAAGCGUUCGGAUCCACUAGUUUUGGCCAAUUGUCUUUCGGUUCCCGGCCUAGUGAAACUUCUGGUUUCGGCUCCUCAGGUUUUGGUCAACCUUCACUAGCACAAUCCAGUCAGGAGAGUUCGGGCCCCGAGAAACCUUCUGGUUUUGGAUCCGGUUUUGGGUCUUCUGGGUUUGGAUCUUCCAGCCUUGGGUCUAGUGGUUUCGGCAAAUCAUCUUUCGGUUCAAAAAAAGAAGACUCAAAUUCGACCUCCAGUGGGGCAGGUUCUACUGGCUUUGGAGGUGCAACUUUUGGCCAGACUAGCUUCGGAAACAAGCCAACAUUUGGCUCAUCAGGAUUUGGUGCUACAUCAGGAUCUUCUGCAUCGUCGAAGCCAAGUAAUUUUGGCUCUUUUAGCUCUUCUUCUUUCUCGAGUACAAAAACAGGGCAAUCACCAUUUGGUGAAACGCAACCUCCCAGUGGAUCUCCUUUCGGAGCUGUGAAAGCUUCUAUCGACUCUCCAUUUGGUUCCAAAGCUUCUACUGAUUCACCAUUCGGCAAUAUUGGGGGUUCAGAGCCAUCUCCGUUUGGAAGCGCUAGAACUUCUACUGCAUCUCCAUUUGAGUCUACAAAGCCUGCUCCUUCUCCGUUCGGAACAAUGAAGCCUGUUCCUUCUCCAUUUGGGUCUACCAAGCCUGCUGACUCUCCAUUUGGGUCUACAGAGCCUGCUCCUUCUCCGUUCGGAACAAUGAAGCCUGUUCCUUCUCCAUUUGGGUCUACAAAGCCUGCUGACUCUCCAUUUGGGUCUACAGAGCCUGCUCCUUCUCCGUUCGGAACAAUGAAGCCUGUUCCUUCUCCAUUUGGGUCUACAAAGCCUGCUGACUCUCCAUUUGGGUCUACAGAGCCUGCUCCUUCUCCGUUCGGAACAAUGAAGCCUGUUCCUUCUCCAUUUGGGUCUACAAAGCCUUCGAGCUCACCUUUUGGGGCUCUCCAACAACAAAAGACCAACAAAGAAUCGACUCCAGAGUCUUCGGGAGAUCUUUUCGGGCCCUCCUCCUUUGGGAAGUUGGAUUUAUCUGAAAAGUCAGACGAUGCUCCAAAGACAUCUCUAUUCGGUUCUGGCGUGGCUGUGAAGGACGAAAAUUCGGAGCAUUCAACCAUCAAUGCUGAAGAUACAAAAGCAACAAAAGAGACUGAAGACAAAGAAUCGUUCAGUCUUCCAGCUCUCGGAUCAAACCAAGUCAAAUCAGAACCAUCUGCGUUUGAGAAGUUGAAGUCUCAAGAGCCAGGAGAGAGCGUGAAUUCUAGAAACUCUAGUGAUGAAUUAGGAACGGAAGAAGAUUCCGGUGUAAAUCGGUCUGAGUCGGAAGCAUCUCUUUCUGAGGCUGAAAGAACUAAAAAUGAGCGUUCACAACAGGAGAAAACCGAGACAACGAAGUCGCAACCACUAUCAGUUUCAAAAUCUGAUGUUGAAGUUCCUGGGGCCGAUGUUAAGGAAUCUAAAAGGGAACAAAUAUCCUUGAAGACUAAACAAGCACCAGUUGAGAAAAGCUCAGAGGGCUGGAAAGAAAGCAUCUUGAAGAUUCCAGAGAAGGUACAAAAUAUGUCGCAGAACACCACUGCAGAUCAAAAACUCAACGUUUUGAACCCUGACUCUUCAGGAUUAACUGACGAAGUCGCCGAUUCUGAAAGUGACGACCAAUUCAGAAACGACGAAAAUAAGCCUGAUAACGAAGUGCAGUCUGUAAUUGAUUUCCAGCCUCUUUCUUUAUUCGCAGGAUGGACCAGUUCUCCGAAGAGAACGAACAACAAAAUCACCAAUGAGAUCUUGGAAUUGUUGGAAAGCAGUCAUGCAAACAUGACAGUGCUGGAGCUUAACGCACUCUCCAUUCAGGAGUUGAUAGAAAACUGCGACUUUAACGACUACGUGUAUGGUAUGGAAGAACUUGAGUACCCAGAGAUAUGGACUUUGGGUGCGGUAGAGGACGUCACAGACAUUGCCUACGAAGUGAACUCCAAAGUUGAGGAGAGCUUGGUGAAUGCCAGAGCCCAAUACAAGUCACUUUCGAGGCUCAUGGGAGUAGUGGAGAAAUGUGACUCGUUGAAAGAACAAUUGUCACGAAUAAUCUCGCAAAUUGCCAUGUUCAAGCAAGAACUUGACUCUCCUAAAACAUACAACCGUCCACUCGAUAUUAAGUCGCAGACAUUGUGCUAUAAAUUAAGAAAGAAUUUUGACAAUGUGCAAAAGAACCACGAGUUAGCGCUCGAGAAGAUUGUGCAAUUGAAAAUGAAGCAGCAAGUUGAUCGUGACUUUGUCAAAAAAGUUGAACAGGUUGUGUUUGAGAUUCAUGCCAAAUCGAAACUCUAUCGCGAACAAUUCCAAGAACUAGAGGUUUUGCUCGAUAAUGCCUCAGAGCCCUCAAAAACUCUUUCGAGUCCGCAAAGCAGUGGCGUGAUAACCAACUUUAAAUCUCAAAAAUGGCGCUUUGCUUCUAAGUUUGCAAACCCAACCGUCAAGAAAGUGAACAUUGAUCAGAUCUAG
Molecule: messenger RNA, 3765 nt
Organism: Sungouiella intermedia
Lineage: Eukaryota; Fungi; Ascomycota; Pichiomycetes; Serinales; Metschnikowiaceae
Source: the annotation of a GenBank genome assembly